This is a messenger RNA of Phanerochaete carnosa HHB-10118-sp, 609 nucleotides long. RefSeq lists its product as uncharacterized. The transcript is spliced from 5 exons. The record is from RefSeq and is a predicted model, not a curated record. The coding region runs from base 1 to 609 and encodes 202 amino acids. Lineage: Eukaryota; Fungi; Basidiomycota; Agaricomycetes; Polyporales; Phanerochaetaceae.
AUGGCGACGAGGUCGAAGUCGGGGAUUUACAGCAAGGAGCGAAGUGUUCGCAAUGCGGCAAACAAAUACCGGCGGGCCUAUCAAGCACUGGUCACCCUCGGGUACGAUAACGAGGAACAGCGGUUGAAGCGUCUUGAGGACAAGGAUAGCAAGAGGCAGCCGUCUUGGAUCUGGGACGAGCUCGAGUUCCUAGACACUACCAAGGUGUCGGAGAACUUUGAAUCAUACGCGGAGGAAGGCAAGUACAGGAGGGUGUAUUUCAUCAAGGUUCAUUGGUUCCGGAUGAGUGCGCUAAAGGCGAGGUGGGAAGAAGAGGUAGCGGUCGUCCAUGAAGAGAUGGCCCGUACGGUCCGCUUCUUCAAGUUUCACCAAAACUUCUGGCUCGAUGUCGGCAAGAAGCAUGAUGAAUCAGGGAUGAGGGGGCACGGCGCGUAUGCACGAAAGCAAGCAUACAUGUAUGAGCGACUUGUAGGCGGAUGCUCCUCAGCAUUCAAAGAUAUUCCGGAAAUCAGGGUGUCCGAGAUACACCACUACGUGGAAGAUGAAACGGGUUGCUGGAUCAAGUACAUCUACAACCCCGAAUCGAUCUCUUAUACACCGCGCGCAUAG